Drosophila erecta is the source of this 1333-nucleotide messenger RNA. Its product is annotated as phenoloxidase-activating factor 2. Gene Ontology annotation, molecular function: serine-type endopeptidase activity. Gene Ontology annotation, biological process: proteolysis. The record is from RefSeq and is a predicted model, not a curated record. Lineage: Eukaryota; Metazoa; Arthropoda; Insecta; Diptera; Drosophilidae. The transcript has 2 exons. The coding region runs from base 5 to 1333 and encodes 442 amino acids.
UUGGAUGGAUUUAAUGUACGGAAUUAUUUCAAUAGUGUCCCUCAUCCUGGUCGCUGGUCAAGUCCAGUCGCAGGACAAGGAAUAUGUCCAAGGCUGCGGUGGAUCACGGACUCACUAUUGCGUCCCACGACAUUUGUGCAAAGUCAAAAUUGAGUUUCGAAUGGCUAGUGAAAUCAGAAACCUAGGAUGUGUUUCCACAGCGCUUUGCUGCCCCAAGAACCAAAUAAACAACGGGCCACCCUUGGUCAGAGUGGAGCCGAUGGUUAAUCCCCCUUGCGGAUUCAUCAACCGGAAUGGUGUAACCUUCUCAAUUAGUGGCGACACGACGUUGGCCCAGGAGGCGGAGAUACCUUGGAUGGUGGCCUUGCUGGAUGCCACAACCCGCAACUACGUGGCUGGUGGCUCCCUCAUCUCUCCACAUGUAGUGAUAACGGGCAGGCAAAGGAUUGAAAACAUGAAUGCCGACCAGCUUGUUGUGCGGGCUGGCGAAUGGGACUUUAUGACCACCACCGAGCAGCUGCCUCAUGUGGAUGUUCCUAUUCGGUCGAUCGUCCGUCAUUCUGGCUUUAAUUCAACGACCGGGGCCUAUAAUGUGGCCCUUGUAUUUCUCCGCACAACGCUUGAUAAGUCCCGCCACAUAAAUCCAGUAUGUAUGCCUACGGCUAUAGAGAAUAUUGACUUCCGCUCCUGCAUAUUUACCGGCUGGGGUAAGCAGUCCUUCUAUGAUUCCAACUUCAUGAAUGUCAUGAAGAAGGUGUCAUUACCGGUGGUCCCAAACGAUAUCUGUCAAAACCAACUUCGCAAAUUUUUCGGAUCCGACUUCGUACUCGACAACAGCCUGAUGUGCGCAGGCGGGCAGCCUGGAAUGGAUUCAUGCUAUGGUGAUGGUGGAUCUCCGCUAGCCUGCCCGAUGCUAAGCAAUCCGGAUAGCUAUGCACUGGCUGGCAUUGUGAACUUCGGCAUAGAUUGCGGAUUGCCUAACGUGCCGGGUGUGUAUACAAGCGUGGCCAACGUUCUCGAGUGGAUAGGUACGGAAACUCAGAACGUCCCAAUGCCUGCAGAGCGAGAGAAGGUUCCUUAUACAAAAACAAUCAUUUUUGAUGGCUCGCAAUAUAAUCAGUACAAUCAACCGAACUAUAACCCGACAGGCUCUCCAAGUAAACUUGCCGACAGCAGUUUUGAUACGAAGCAGCCAAUUCCUUAUGUCCCUGCUGAAAAUGGCUUACCGAUUGAAUAUAGAAAGUAUGAUAAUAAUCAAAAAAAUAUUAAACCCGCUAGGCAAGACAUAGAUGUUUUUUUUUCAACCACAAUGGAAUACGAUUUCGACAAUUAA